UUUAUAUCUACCCUUGAUGUCAUUAAUGCAAGUGCGACAUCUUUCUGAGGUCACUACGAGGUCAUUAACCAGAGCUACUGUGGUAUAAUGUUUACGUGACGUACCAACAAUCAAUGCAUAGUCACGAUAUGACGAGCUUUCUUAUUCAUCUUACGGCCGUAUUGGUCAUGUUGACAUCCAGGUCAAGUAGUGUUUAUGGCGUCAUUAGGAAGGAUGCAGACUGUCGGCCACAAAAACCGACUGUUGUGACGGACCCAUCCAAACAGCCAUUGGUCACAUGUUCUAACAAUGGCACCGUCGCAACGCUUUCUUGCAGUGUGAACUUCCAUUGUGCUGAACACCUAAUGAUAGGCUUAGUAUGGGUAGGGUUCUUUGCUCCCGUGACCAACUAUCGUACGGACGACAGGACAGACACUAGUGCUAGAACAGAAAAUGUCCGUUACCAGGGGUAUCCCCUAGAGACGGAACCAAGAUAUAGUUCGACAACACACCAACUAGAAGGUGAUGACCACGUGCUAGAAGCGGUGUUGGAGAUUACAUCGGUGACCGAGGUGGACUAUCAUCGGAGGUUCAAGUGUAUCGUAGUGACAGAGUACAACUAUCAGGCUGCGGGGGAAACGACCCCUGAUAUCCAAAGUCGUAUCUGUCGUAACAACGAUUUGACACAAAGUCACCAACAAGAGGGAAAUUCGUCUGGAACUCUGACUUACUAUAUCGGAACUUUACUACUUACGGCAUUUUGGAGUGUUGAACAGAUAUACUGAUGAGACAUGUUAAAAAGGCUUCAAAUAAAUCAUAAAAGGUUAUUGAUAUUUUGUACAACAGUCACUUGAUAUGUUUCCAAUUUAACUUUGACAUAAAGAUUAUGAGUUUUGUUUUCGAACUGACCUUUUAUUAUUUUACCUAAAGUUCGUCUUUUCCGGGGAUUCAUUUUUUAUUUAGUUUUAAUUAAUAUUACAAGUGUGCAAUCAUUGUUUAAAUGACUGUUAAAUGGCAGGGUAAUAUUUGAAAUAAAACAUUUACUAUAUUAUAUAAAUUAAAGUAUCGUGUGCAGUGAUGGUCGGAAAUAAAACAUUUUGAUAGAUAAUGAAAUUUAUGCUUUGUGAUGCAGAAAACUUACCAUUAUUCCUCCUCCUCCUCCUCCUCCUCCUCCUCCUCCUACUACUACUAAGUAGUGGGCGAUCUAUAUUCAAAUAACAAUGGAAACUUGUAAUUCAUUUGUAACCAAACCCAAUGGAGUUCUGACUGAAAUAACUUGACAUUGUACAUCAACGAAGAUGAAUCCGAUAACGCGAAUGUGAGGAAAAGAAGAUUUUUUAAUUCAUUACGAAAAAGUGAAAAAGCAUAGCGGUGCAUGGAAAAAGCUCCAGUAAAUCGGCGCUUUUUCGGACAAACAUACAAACGAAAAAGUGCCAUUUUAAUCUAAUCAUAGAUGGAUGGAUGGAUGGAUGGAUUGAUUAUAAGACAGGGAAUAAUGUAUGAAAGUGAAGAGGGGGGAAAAUCCAACCACUUUGGUAGGUUUUGUUUUUAAUUAAAGUUGCUUUAAAAGCAUUCGGAUCGCCAUGCAAACCUAUUUUAAAAUCGUGUAAAACAUAAAUUGCUGAAAUAUUUUUAGUUCAAAAGACGCAUAAAGAUUCCAUAUUAAACGUGCCUUUGAAGAAAGAAUACAAAGAAUUUGUUUCCAAGGAACGACACACUAGCUUCUGUUAUUCCCACGACCCAUAUUUUAAAUGUUUCUGUUAUCAAAGUGCCAGCUACAGUUUUUGAUCACUAAAUCAAUAACAGGUGACCAACAUGAUAAAAUUUGAAUGGCUUCAAAAAAAAAAAAAAGUUAAUGCAGAAAGCUUCUACCAAUAAGUUUGUUUGUUCGUUUGUUGUUGUUGUUUUUUUCUAUUAUUUUCCAAUUGUGUGGAGAAUCUUGAAAUAUUCAAAACAAACAAAUGUCCUAUAACUUUUUUUUUUAGUCAGUUUGGUUUUUAUUCACGACUUAUAAGCAUUCCCUUCAAUGCCCUGAUGCACUUUGUGGGUGGCGAGUUGCCCGAGUUCACAAAAAACGUGUCUUACUCCUGUGUAAUGAGCCUCACAUUUUCUCAAAGCGUUUUAUAUUUCCAAAAGGCCUUUUUGUCACAUGUGCAAUAAAUGUUGACAUCGGUCCUCAGUACAUUUCGAUGAAAAACAAUAUUUCUUUUUUAAAGUUGGAAAAUGUCUU
Pecten maximus is the source of this 2209-nucleotide messenger RNA. RefSeq lists its product as uncharacterized. Lineage: Eukaryota; Metazoa; Mollusca; Bivalvia; Pectinida; Pectinidae. The transcript is spliced from 5 exons. The record is from RefSeq and is a predicted model, not a curated record. The coding region runs from base 114 to 764 and encodes 216 amino acids.